This is a messenger RNA of Chlamydomonas reinhardtii, 1947 nucleotides long. RefSeq lists its product as uncharacterized. The record is from RefSeq and is a predicted model, not a curated record. The coding region runs from base 67 to 1725 and encodes 552 amino acids. The transcript is spliced from 10 exons. Lineage: Eukaryota; Viridiplantae; Chlorophyta; Chlorophyceae; Chlamydomonadales; Chlamydomonadaceae.
CCCCAGCUGAGUCAUUCCGUCGUCAAUAAUCGUGCCGCAAUGUGUUAAGAUACUUGUACCAAUAAAAUGCAGCAGGUCGAGGUCCCUGUUAUAGACAUCGCUCCCGACCAGGCCAAGCACGAGGCGAAACAAUGGCUGAACAACUACCAACACAUACGGACGCGUAGUCAAGCAGUAUCUGCAGAGCUCGGGCUGGGGUCUGGCUGCGAGGCACUGCGCGGUAAGGAGCUCAGCGAUGCCGCCCACGCGGCGUCAACAACGGCCCUACAGCGGCUGGAGAAGGAGGUGUGGGCGCAGGUCAAGCAGGCGCGGAAAGCCGUCAGCGCGGUCACAGUCACACUGACCACCGCCCGGCCGGGGCGGCCGCCCCCGGUGGAGGAGCUGGCGGCAGCUAUCGACGUGGCGGACCGGGUGAUCGGCGACGUGCGCGACCAGCAGUGCGCGGCGCUGGAGUCCCUCUACCAGGAGGAGGCGCAGCUGGAGGCGGAGAUUGAGGCGAUCGGCUCGCGGCUGGAUGAGGAGCUGCUGCAGGAGCAGGAGCAGGCGGCGGUGCGGCAACAGAUGGGGAUGCUGGCGGCGGGGCCGGCGACGGCGCGCAUGGCGGACGGGCCGGCGGGCCCCUCGGGGGCGGCGCGGUCGCGCCCGGUGAGCGCCGGGCACAGGCGGCCGCCGUCGAGCUCGAGGGAGCGUCGCAUGUCCGGCGCCGGCGUGCGCGGGGGGAGCGGAGCAGGAGGAGGUGGCGGAAAAGGUGGUGGCAGCAGCAUCCUGGCUGGCGCUGUGGGUGGCGGCAGCGGUCUUGCGCCGGAGGUGGAGGAGUAUGAUGAGUUCACGGCCAGGCACGGCCCCACGGGCGGCUGGGACGCUGAGGACCAUGAGGAAUUCCUGGCUGUGCUCAACAGCUGCGGCGGCGACUACACACACGCAGUGGCAGUAGUGCUGGAGAGGGCGGUGGGGUACUCGCGCAAGGAGGUAAUGGACCACGCGCGCUGGCACAUGGACCUCGUGGACCUGGACGCACGCAAGCGCGCCGCGCUGGAGCGCUGGCGGGCCGCCAAGCAGCAGCAGCGGGCGGCCCUGGCGGCGCAGGAGGCAGCGCUGUUCAGCGACACAUCCAAGCAGGCCCAGCGCGAACGGCAGCGCGACCAGCAGCAGCAGCUGGAGGAGGUCCUGGUGGGCGAGGCCAAGAAGGCCAUGGUGGCGAGGUGGAAGGCGGAGCGGGAGGAGCAGCAGCGCGAGGCGGCGGAUGCGGCGCGGGCGCGGGCGGAGGCGGCGGCGGCGGCCAAGCAGGCGGAGGUGGAGGCGCGGCAGGCAGCCAACAAGCUGCGACUGCAGAUGGUGAAGGAGGCCAAGGCCCGGCAGCGCCGGGAUGUGGAGCGGCGCGCCGCCGCUGAGGCCGCCAUCACCUCCGCACUGUCCGCGCCCACGCCGCAGCAGCGCCAGCGAGUGGCGGAGCGCAGCGCCGCCGCCUUCCAGCGCCGCCAGUCGCUGCUGGCCUCGCAGGAGGCGGCGCGCGGGCAGCGGGAGCGGGUACAGGCACAGCUGCUGGAGAAGGUGCACGUGGAGGCGGCGCCCGACCCCGGCCGCCUGCUCAAGGGCACGGCGGCGCACAUGCAGCGGGUGGAGGCGGUGCGGGCGGAGGAGCGGCGGCCGCAGGACAGCGGCUUCAUCCUGCACAGCGCACGCCGCAUCACACCCGGCUGGCGGGCGGGGCUGGCGGGGGCGUGAGGCGGCGCGGCGGAAGCGGAGUGGAGGACGGAGGUGGAUGAGAUUGGCGGGGAUGGAUAGGUGGGGGGUGGGUGGUUUGGCUUGGCUGCUGUGCGGCAGGCAUGUGGGCGGGAGGAGCGUGGGCAUGGCGGCUAGGCUGAUGAGAGGGCGGCUGUGUGGCAUGCUGUGGCGGGCUGGUGUCCUGGACCGCGGUGCCGUGCUGGCCGUCUUCCAAGGGCAUGG